ACAUUCUAAAGUGUACAGAAAAAACAAGAUUUUCCAUGAAACAUUCAGAACGCUAAGUUACAGGGUUUGCAAACUUACAAUAUGCAAACUUAUCAGCAAUACUUUGAAGGGUAAUAUUUUCAUUUCGAAAAAAAAACAUUUAAAAAAGUGUUUUGUUUUCUUUAGUAAAUAUCGUUUCACGCGUGACCUUUGACUGUUUUGAUUUUUAAAAGUUCCACGUAAUUUUUCCACUCGGACUAUCUCGCUUAAAUUUCUUUCAUAUAUUCUUCAUUCCUCACUAUUAUUAUUUCAACUUGACAACAAGUCCGAGAUAAAUAAUCUACAUCCUCAUGCAUCAUGUCGAAGAACAACUCCACUGCAAACGCUACUGAUCAUAAUGUUGAAACUUGCACCGGGGACAUCUGCAAUGGGUUCGGAGAAUGCAGAGUCCUGAAUCCCGGAAUGCUGAUUGAAAGAUUCGAGUGCAUGUGUGAUCUCUGGCACACUGGACAACUAUGCCAGUAUGAUGUUCCCUUACCAAUUGCGAUCACUAUCACCACUACAUUGUUCACCUGGCUCAUUUUGUUCUUCUUUUGGUACUCUUCGCGUCGUUUUGAGAAGAAGAAGAUUCACUUUCCAAGUAGACGACGCCGUUUUGUGGAUUAUCUCAUUAAUGCACAGCGAUCGGAAAAAUUGGAACUAAAUUCUCAACAACAACUUGGAAAUAGACACUCGGGAUCUAGCGAGUUGGUCAAGUCGGAAAGUCGGAAGAAAGCCAAAAGUUCUAACCAGAAAGAAAAAGUCAAGCCAGAGAAAAGAGGAAGAGCAACAGCAACCACUGGUGCCGGACCAACUAUAGAUCAGAGCUUGAAGGGCCCCACAGGAACUACUAUGGCAUCUGAAAGAGGAAUGACAAUGACUCAGACAAUCCAAAAAGAAAAAUCAAUUAAAAAGAAGAAAUCGGAAAAAGAUGAAAGAAAGAGAGCAAAAGAAGUGGGAAAUGAAGAAGCUGCAGCUGACAAUCAGACGGUUACUCAAGGAAAUGAUACGACAACUACACAAGGACCAUCUUCCAUGUUUCCUGCCGAUUUAUCCAAGAAACACAGAUUGGGAUUGCAAAAAGUUAAGGAGCGUGCAGUGGAAGUGCCUGAAAAGAAGAAAACUAAAAAUAACGAGUGAAAUAAGUUUUGUGAUAUCAAUUGUCUCGAUAAAUCAUUUUUGUGUAGAAUACCCUAUUAGUUUUAAAUAAAUUAGUUUUAUGAAUU
Messenger RNA from Caenorhabditis elegans, 1244 nucleotides. It is a transcript of the gene F58H1.6, whose product is annotated as EGF-like domain-containing protein. The coding region runs from base 337 to 1158 and encodes 273 amino acids. NCBI's taxonomy places the organism in Eukaryota, Metazoa, Nematoda, Chromadorea, Rhabditida, Rhabditidae. The transcript is spliced from 3 exons. The record is from RefSeq and is marked reviewed.